AUGGAAGCAGGCAGGCCAGGAGAUGCGGCUGGUGGAGCGACAGGCGGGGAGGAUCAGCAGAAGCGACGAAGGACACGAUGGGGGCGCGAUGGACCUGGCGAUGGCGCGUCGGCCGCAGAAGGUCCUGCAACUGCUGCCGCAUCAGCCGCGCCGCCUGCAGUUUCUUCCGACGCUGCGACAACUCCCGCAGCAGCUGCUGCUGCAGCUGCAGCCCCCGCAACAGGAGGCACCACCUUGAAGCUGCCGUUCAGCGUGCAGGCAGCCGCAGCAGCCGCAAAAGAAGCUCUCGAAAAGGCAAAGCGAGCGGCUCAGCUGCAGCGGCAGAUGCAGGAGCAGAUGAGGCAGCAACAAGCAGCAGCGGCCGUUGCCGCUGCAAGCACCGGGACGGGAGCGGCAGCUCCCUCUGCGGCUGCUGCUGCCGCUGUUGCAGCCGGCGCAGCCUCCAGCACGACGAGCCCUGCAGCAGCUGCUGCUGCUGCAGCGGCAGCUGCCACUUUAGCAGCGCAACAAGCGAAGGCAGGCACGGGAGCGCUGGGUCACUUUUUGCGGGUCGAGGCUGACAUGCUGCAGUACAAGCAGCAGCAGCAGCAGAGAGAUGCCGACGCAGCAGCAGCAGCAGCUGCUGCUGCUGCAGUAGAAGAAAAUCCUUCUCAAACACCCCUGCAGAAGCUGGAUGCCGCCGUGCCAGAUUUCGCAAGGAUAUGGACAAAACUGGACGCACUCGUCGAACAUCCUGCACCCGUUAUUCUCGCCACACGGGGUGAUACAGUCGUUAAUAUGUAUCUCACGCCGCAGGAAAGAAAGAAACUACGGCGCCGGAAGAGGCAGGAGCGAGAACGAGAGAAGCAAGACAAGAUUCGCAUGGGCUUAUUGCCUCCUCCUCCCCCGAAGUGCAAGCUUAGCAACUUGAUGAGGGUUUUGGGGGAUGUCGCUGUCGCGGACCCUUCCAAAACGGAGAAGCGAGUGCGAGAGCAGAUGGCUGCUCGCCUAGAAGGGCACGAAAAUCGCAAUCAGGAAAGGAAACUCACAAAAGAAGAGAAAACAAAGAAGACUAUCAACAAGUGGAGGUUGAAGCAACAGAACACGUGCAGUGUCGCCGUCUUCCGCGUCAGGUCUCUCGCAAAUAAAAGGCAUCUUUUUAAGGUCGAUACAAACGCGAGGCAGUUUCAUGUGACCGGUGUCUGCGUCAUCGCCCCCCCCCCUCUUUGGAAUGUGGUUGUUUUCGAGGGUUCCCAUCGGUCGAUCAAGCGCCUAAGGGCUCUGAUGGAGAGGAGGAUAAAGUGGAAGGAUGCAGAAGGGGGUAACGAUGCGCACACAAAGGGCCAGCCCGAUGAACACUAUUGGGAACACGCACAAAAAUUCAGAGACGCUCAUAUCGACUAUUGA
This is a messenger RNA of Cyclospora cayetanensis, 1386 nucleotides long. RefSeq lists its product as uncharacterized. Lineage: Eukaryota; Apicomplexa; Conoidasida; Eucoccidiorida; Eimeriidae. Gene Ontology annotation, biological process: mRNA splicing, via spliceosome. The transcript has 11 exons. Gene Ontology annotation, cellular component: U4/U6 x U5 tri-snRNP complex. The record is from RefSeq and is a predicted model, not a curated record. The coding region runs from base 1 to 1386 and encodes 461 amino acids.